AGUCAUCCAAGCCACUGCUUCCCCCGCACAAAGGCGCAUCACAGGGCAACAAUGUCUCCAAACACCCGCACGGAUUUCAUGGAAGCGAUUUGUUCCCCUUGUUCCUUUUACGCUCCGUCCUAGCGCGUCUUCUGGUGGGAACGCGAUGUCCUGGAUGUAUUUUCUCCGGAGAUCGUAAAGUGGAGGGAAGCGCAGCUCGCUGAAGAAGCCAUGUGGAGAGCGGACACGUCCCUUGGUGGUAGCACCGGAGGCAAAAAGCCACACUAACAGGACAUCAUUAUUUGUGCUUUAUUGGAGAAAAAGAUCUGUGGAUGAGCACACAAAGAGGGAAGAGAUGGUAGAGAAUGGCCGCACCUGACCUUCUUGACCCUAAGUCUGCUGCCCACAACUCCAAACCUCGCCUGUCGUUCUCUGUCAACCCGGUUGUGCUGAACACCCCAGAAGAUGAUGAUGAGUGUGAUACCCGGACUACAGUCAUGAGGUGGAAAACUGUGUCAGCCAUCUUCUUUUUGGUGGUGCUUUACCUCAUUAUUGGAGCAACAGUGUUCAAAGCGCUCGAACAGCCUCACGAGAGCUCCCAGAAACUGCUCAUUCUCGCAGAAAAACUGGACUUCUUGGCCAUGCACGCCUGUGUGAAUUCCUCCGAGCUGGAGGAUUUGGUCAAGCAAGUGGUGUCAGCAGUCCGAGCAGGUGUGAACCCUUCAGGAAAUGUAUCCAAUCAGACGAGCCUCUGGGAUAUCAGUUCCUCUUUUUUCUUUGCUGGGACUGUUAUCACCACCAUCGGAUUUGGGAAUAUCUCUCCUCACACAGAAGGUGGGCGGAUCUUCUGCAUAAUUUACGCUCUGCUUGGGAUUCCCCUGUUUGGAUUCUUAUUGGCUGGUGUAGGGGACCAGUUGGGGACCAUAUUUGGGAAGGGCAUCGCCAGAGUAGAGAAGAUGAUUGUGAAGUGGAAAGUCAGCCAGACAAAGAUCCGCGUCAUCUCGACGCUGAUCUUCAUCCUGUUCGGGUGCCUCAUCUUCGUGGCUCUGCCGGUCAUCAUCUUCAAACACAUCGAGGGCUGGAGCACGCUAGAGUCCAUCUACUUUGUCGUCAUCACCCUCACCACGAUUGGCUUUGGAGACUUUGUUGCCGGUGAAAAAGGUGGAUCAGAGAAUCCAGACUUUCUGGACUACUACAAGCCUGUGGUGUGGUUCUGGAUCCUGGUGGGUCUGGCCUACUUUGCUGCUGUUCUCAGUAUGAUUGGAGACUGGUUCCGAGUCAUCUCCAAGAAAACUAAAGAGGAGGUUGGGGAGUUUCGGGCUCACGCAGCCGAGUGGACAGCAAACGUGUCAGCAGAGUUCAAGGAGACCCGGCGGCGACUCAGCGUUGACAUCUAUGACAAGUUUCAACGUGCUGCAUCCAUCAAGCGCAAGCUGUCAUCCGAGCUGGGUAUUAACGCGUCCAUCAACCAGGAAAUGACCCCCGGCAAGAGAGCGCUGUCCACCACUCUGUGUGAAGACAGAGAGGGCAACCCCAGCUUGACUCUCUCCCUCAGUCCUGUUGCAGGGACCCUGGCCAGGAACGGCAGCCUCUACCUGAACGGCCUCAGCCCAGACUACGCUGACCGGCGGGAGAUUGCCAUCAUUGAAAAUCUAAAAUGAGGAGCAGCGUGAAAAUUUGAUUCAGGGAACUAAGUAAAUCACAUCUGGUAGCAGACAGAGCUUACAAACACAUACACACUAUUGUGUUUAUAUUGACUGAGCAUCUGAGAUAAGGUACCUGUGCACAUUCUGUAAGUGGAUUGUGCUUCAAUCAUUGAUUGAAAACCUUGAGAGUGACUUCAACGCAGAUGAAUUGCCAAGCUCUGGGCUUUCUUUUACGUGUGUUUCAAACACUUGGAGCUCACAGGUUGCAUUCACUCAUUGGAGGAGGCCAACUUCUUUUCGUUGUGUCCGUGCCAAAUGAUCGACAGCUGUGCGACUGAGCCAAAUCAGAAAGAACAAAUGAUUGUAUCAGAGGCAUGAGUUUAACAAACUUUAUCUCAUGAGCAGGAAGGAAAUGAAAGCCCACAUUGAGGUAGCAACACAGCAGACAUCAUCUUCUCAUGUACCUACAAACAAGCCUGUGAACACACAGAAAUAAGUACAUCCAGUAAACUUAGAAAGCAAUAGAUGUAUCUGUGCUCAUCUCUUGUCAAAUUUCCAGAGGCCCUGACAUCUGCAUCAGAUAAAGAGGAUCCUCACCGCUACGAACACUCCAUAAUCAACAAUAAACACUUGUUCUUGAUAUGGCAGCAGUCCUGUAAUAACACAUAAGAAUGUGGCUUUUUCUUUUUAGUUUACACUUCUUCCAGUAUGAAUUUAUAUGCCUUGCAUUUUCGCCGCCCUCGCUAAAGAGACGAAUGUUGACUUUUUUUGUUUCUCCCUGACUGACAUUCAGCUUUUCACCCUAAGGAAUAAUCCAGUUGUGCCUUACUGAAAUCACACUGAACAUGUGAGGAUGGUGAUGCAUGAAGGACCGAGCGGCGCUUUGUCCGUCCACUCAUACUUGUUAUAUAUGAGCACAGUAGUUAUAAAAAGGCGUACAUUUAGAAGGCAUCUUGGAAUAAAAUCAGCAUGAAGAUGAGGCAAAUGGAUGGAGAGGACAUGGAUUUUUUUUAUUUAAUUCAUUUUAAGAGGAAUCUACAGUUUGCAUGGCAACAGUGUGGAGAAACUGUUUCUUAACAACUGAGAAAAUGUCACUUUUCUGUCUGCCAGUGUGAUUUUGCCAUUUCCUACAAGUCUUGAAUGUGUUGAGAGAAUUACAUUAACCACACAGUGCCAGGCUCCAUGAUCAGACCCCGUUCUCCCUUAUACCAAAGUAAUGAUCCUAUUUUUAGAUCUAGUUGUGAUCAAAGGACCAGGAGUGCUUCUUUCUCAUGAAUCUGAAGCAUAAAGCUGGGUGCAUCAACACAGGCUUGUUUUUCCAAUUGGAAAUAAAUCCUGGCAUGCAUGGUACUGUAGAAAUGAAAGCUCCUGGUGUGGAAAAAUACUGCAUUUUUACCUUUCUGCUUUCUAUGUUGCAGCUCUCAUCACCACAUUAACAUAGAAAGUAUAUUGAUUAUUGUCAAUAUCGAAUGUACACCGUCAGUGCUGCAGUGACUAAAUUAUCAAGAUUUUAAAAGGUCUAUGAGUUGUAUCACAUUAAAAUAGAAGCAUUGAUUCAAAUGAAUCCCCUUUCUGCAGCUGAUUUGAUGUUAAUUAAAAAUUGAUUAGAGAUUAUGAAAAAGUUAGUAAUGUCACAGCAGUUAAUAAUCUCUUUGAUUGUUAAUACAAAAUGUACUUACUUAAUUUCAUAUUUUAAACAGGCCCCUUUUUUAAAACAGUUGCUUUUAAUGACAUUAUACAUAUAUUUUAGGUUCUGGUCUCCUGGUUGAAUGGUUUGGAUUGUGUGUCUUAUGAUGUUAUUCAGUGCUUUUUAUCCAACACAAUAUGCUGUAAUAUUUUCAAUACAUUUGAUAGUGCUAUUUACAGUUUGUAGCAUUACAAUCUAUUUAUGAUACAGUGUGACUUACAAGACAAUACGCCAUAUGUGGCAAACCAAGCCUAUCUGUCUGCUAUACCAAAUGUCUAUAAUGUAUGAGUCAUCAUCAGGUGGAAAACAGUAUGUUUUGUAAUAUAGCAGGAGGAUCCAGAUGCACCAGCUCUUUGUAAGUUUACAAGCUCGAUUCCAAAGAAGUUCGGAUGCAGAGUUAAAGAUAAGUAAAAACAGAAGGCAUUGAAAUCAGAGCUCAGUGUAUAUUUACAAAAAAACAAAGGUUUAUCAUUUCAACUGUCUUUAACAGUAUUUGAUUGAAUAUCGGUCAAAAAGGGAUUUGCAAAUCAUUGCAUUCUGUUUUUGUUUUCUUAUUCCAACAUCCAAACUCCUUGAGAAUCCUGGUUGUAUUUGUAAAUAAGUGAUGGGAAAAAACAAGGUUGCACCAAACAUACAUAGAGACCAGCUGUUACUAAAUAAGUGCACCAUGUAACACUCAGGCGGCAAUCUCCGUGCCUGAGCAUGGAGGCCAACCAGGAAGUGCAUUAAGCCUGCAAUUCACCGAAAAUUCCAGUAGGGGGUGCUAAGUUUGGCUGCAAAAAAAAUCUGUCCAUUCAUUUCAGUGCAAAAUUUGAAAACUUCUCACUUGAUUUAUUACCCCAGAAAUUUUUUUCAGGACAACAUUAUGGUCUCAAUCGCUAGUAAAAAAUCUUCUUCAAGACAAUUUGAUGUCAAUAGUUCUAAUAAUGGCCCCAUUUAGAAGAAAAUAGAAGAUAAAGAAUCGUACUAUUUGGGGCGUGGCUACAGGUCACUGACAAGGCAAGCCGUCACCAGGCGAGAAGCAGAGCAAUGCGUAUCCACGGCAACGUGUCAAUAAAGUUAUAUAUAACGUUAUAUAGAUAGAAAAGAGGACGUUUACCGAUUUGGUCUCAUAACUUUGACCCUUUCACACUGUAUUUUCACUUAAUGACAGUUUAUUUGAACGUUUUGUUCAGUAAAAAUGUCUUGUUCAGUGUUUGGUUGGACUAACAGACACUCCAAGGAGUCGCUGCUCAGUUUUCUGAGGUAAGAAAGAUACAUUUUGUUUUUGUUUUUUUGCUAGCCAAAACUAACAUCCCAGUUAAUGCUCCAAUUAAUGCUAACACGAAUUAGCAGGGGCUUCUCUCAGUCGGGUUGCCGGUGUAGAGAGGCGUGUAGUCAGUGUCGUCAGAUCCCUCGCGCUCCGCCACAGUCCAAAUAUGGUUGCUCUGCGUAUCGGAAACAAGAUGGCGACGCAAGAUGGCGACGAGUAUAACGCUGAACUCGAGGCUUCCAACGGGCAGUCCACAAACCAAUGUGUGACGUCACAGUGACUACGUCCAUUAUUUAUAUACAGUCUAUGGUAACACCAUGUAACAUUUAUGUAGCUAACUGAAUUAACCUACAAGUUAGCCUGCUCAUAUAUUACACAUUUAGAAUGAAGACUAAAACAGGUAAUGUUAUAUGGUUAAUACAUUAGCUGAUGAUUUAUUUCUACUGGGAUUUCUAAUGGGGAGAUUAAGAUCAGAUACUUAUGCCAUUACAGUUAAACUAAUAAUAAUGGCGGCCAUGUUGGCAGGUUUAAACCCACUCAUUCUAAACUGCAUGAACAUGCUAUGAAUUCUGAAACACAUUUCUCCACAUAUACAUAAACAAAUAAGACAGAGUAAUACCUAUAUUUACAAAAAGACAAAAGUAAAUUUUGAUAUUACCACUCAGCCUCAUAAAACUCUAAUUUUUCAAUUAGAAGACAUCAAAGAUGUUUCCAGUUUACGAAGCUGUUCACAUUCACCAUUCAUGCUUAUAUCUAAGGAAAGUAAUGCACUUUAAUGCUUGUCUAACCAACAUAACUGUGAGCCAGGAGGCACAGCUUAUUACGACCCAUAUUGACAUUACUAGGCAGCAACGUCUAGUGACUGUAGUUAUUAAGAUCCGUGAAAGGAGGAUGUGGAUGGGUCAAACACAGGACUUUCAUCCAGAAACAAAAGUCAUUGUUAUUUUAAGUUCUGUACAUAAGUUUACUUGUUACGUACAGACUUUAAACCACAAUGUUCAAAACUGCAACCGUUUCAUACCAUUAAGUAGAAUGAUCAUAUUGCAGAAAAUAUCAUCCAGAUCAGUUAUGAAGAUAUGUUAAAUGCACACAUUCAACUAGCUGAUAUAUUACUUAAGUUUUAAUUGUUCAACAAUUGGCUGGCAGGACUUUAAACACAAAUUUAAAAAUGCAUUUACAAAUAGCUGGUGCAACCCAGUCUAGGACUGUUUUAAAAGGCUAGGUGGUUUGCUUUCUCUUUAUGUUUUCAGUUUCCUGGUUUUCUUGAAGAAAAAAAAAUUGUCCUAAAUGUGAGCACUGACUAACUGCACUGUAAGGUCAUCAGCUGUCAUGUGUAAUCUAGUCAAAGUGGAGUCACAAAGACAUUGGGAAGAAAACAAGAUAAUAAGGAUAGACGGCUCUUUCAUACAUGGUUGGGUUUCUAGAAAUAUUAAUCUUCUUGUGUUUUUCAAAAGCAAUCAAUAGCAUCAAAACACUGACUGUAGGUUGUACUGACUCGCAAUACACUCAAAGAAACAUGACCAGUACAGUAUCGCCGGAGGGGAAAGCAGUCCUUAGUGCAGCUGCUCAAAGCAAAAGCCCCUGGAGUCUCUUUUCCCCAGUGGGCCGAGUGAUUGACAGCCACUGAGAGAAGAGCUGUCAGUGCUGGAGAAAG
Messenger RNA from Centropristis striata (black sea bass), 6218 nucleotides. Its product is annotated as potassium channel subfamily K member 2-like. Gene Ontology annotation, biological process: stabilization of membrane potential; potassium ion transmembrane transport. Bases 345 to 1640 code for a protein of 431 amino acids. NCBI's taxonomy places the organism in Eukaryota, Metazoa, Chordata, Actinopteri, Perciformes, Serranidae. The transcript has 7 exons. Gene Ontology annotation, cellular component: membrane. The record is from RefSeq and is a predicted model, not a curated record. Gene Ontology annotation, molecular function: outward rectifier potassium channel activity; potassium ion leak channel activity.